Messenger RNA from Exaiptasia diaphana, 2853 nucleotides. RefSeq lists its product as uncharacterized. The coding region runs from base 1 to 2853 and encodes 950 amino acids. Gene Ontology annotation, molecular function: DNA-directed DNA polymerase activity; DNA binding; nucleotide binding. Gene Ontology annotation, biological process: DNA replication. NCBI's taxonomy places the organism in Eukaryota, Metazoa, Cnidaria, Anthozoa, Actiniaria, Aiptasiidae. The transcript has a single exon. The record is from RefSeq and is a predicted model, not a curated record.
AUGGGCGAUUUUUAUAUCCGAUUAGCUAUUUGGGACAGUGAAUCAAUAGAAGAACUAGAUUCGCUCCUGAACCUUUUUAAUAGCGAUGAGAGAGACAUGGAUUUAACGAUAUUAGGUUUACAAACUAGGGUUCGUCUACUCGAGCAAGCCUUGAGAAAUAAUGAUUCUUCCAGGGAUCUUGACGUGGGACCAGAUGAAGCAAGGAGAGAUGAUGCCGCAAUAUUCGAUACCACGGAUGAUCCAAUGGAUGCUAUCGAUCAAAGUGGAGGACGCAUGGAAAAACGUCGACAUGAUGAACUUGAUUCAAGUGAAGAUGUUAACGCACACUCGCCAAAACGACAGCGUACACUCUCUUCUACAGGUUUACCAGCAGCAGCAAAUUCUCCUGUUUUAACUGAUCUACCGCCAAAUACAAAACCUCUGUAUCGCAUCAAGGGAGUAAGCGAAGUCAACGUUCAAAAAUUCAAGACACGCGGCAUGAAUUACGAUGUUCAGUUCAGCGAUAUAGCAGCACAUGGGGUUGAUGAGCUACAUCCUAUUUUAAACAACGCUUUUGAAGGAAUUAUUGACGAUAUCACCACAGGAAUGCCAGCACAUGAUCAGGUACGUCUAGUCCUGAGUACAAAUCAACUCGACUAUCCUAUAGCACUACCCUUCAUGAGACGGGAUCAAUUAACUGCUGAACGGUUGUUAUCAAGAGUGGAGCAGGUUCUUCAAUCGCACGAGUCGUUUACUCUGAAUGAAACAGUUCACAUUAAUUUUUACCAUGUAUCCAUGCCGCAAGGAAGCGGGUCAAAGCGAAGGAGAACUAUAAACUUACAAAAACACCUCAGUGAGAAACGUUGUAUCAUACAGAUACAAAAUGAUGAUGCCUUAUGUUUGGCUCGAGCACUGGUUGUGGCAAAAGCGAAACUGAGCAAUGAUCCUGCUGUAAAACAAAUUGCUAAUUCAAGACGUCCACUUCAGAGACGUUUAGCAGAGCAACUACAUCACGAUGCCGGAGUCCUAAUUGGCCCUUGUGGUUUGGAAGAAGUCAAGCGUUUUCAAGAGCAUCUUCAGGAUUAUCAAAUCAAUAUAGUCUCUGCACAUUUAUUCAAUGCCGUCAUCUAUUCAGGUCCUGAUAAAGAUCAACGCAUCUACUUGUAUCAUCACGACAACCACUAUGAUGUCAUCACUUCUAUGCCAGCUUUCUUCUCGCGAAAACUUUUUUGUCAUCAUUGUAAUAAAGCCUACGACCAUGAUGCGGAUCACAUAUGCAAGCAUAAAUGCAACAUUUGCUUCAAGGGACCCUGUGAUUUGGUUAAGUGGAUAUACUGUGAAGAGUGUAAUCGAUACUUUAAAAACCAACAGUGUUUUGAUAAUCACAAUCAGCUUAAUGAGGCCGGAAGUUCCCUAUGUUUACGCUACGUGAAAUGCAAAUUUUGCCACAAGAUCAUUAAAAGGAUCAAUCAAGAACCUGAAGCACAUCACUGCGGUGAAAUAAAAUGCAAUACUUGUAAACAGUUUGCUGAUCCAGAUCAUCAAUGUUACAUGCAACCUGUUGACGAUGAAUCUGAAAAUGCAAACAGCAACACUAAUGAUCCAAAAUUUCUAUUUUUCGACUAUGAAACGACACAAGAAACGGGUACUCAUAUCCCUAAUCUGAUUAUUGUACAAAACCAAAAUGGCGACGAACAUGUCUUUAAUGGUGAAAACGCUAACAUCAAAUUCUGUAACUGGCUUUUUUCUGCGGAAAAUGAGGAUGCUAUCUGCUUCGCGCACAAUCUACAGAAAUUUGAUGGAUAUUUUAUUUUAUCAUACCUUAACAAACAAGGUAUUUGUCCUUCUGUAAUCAUGAAUGGUGGCAAGAUUUUGUCCAUAGAUGUAAGAGAACAAAACAUCAAAUUUUUGGACAGUAUGGCGUUUCUACCUAUGAGGCUCUCUGCGUUCCCUAAAACAUUUGGUUUCGAUGAACUAAAGAAAGGCUACUUUCCACAUCAUUUCAACACUCCCAACAACCAAUCCUACAUUGGACCAUUACCUGACGCCUCUUUCUACGAUCCUGACGGAAUGUCGCCUAGUGUUCGUGAUCAAUUUUAUCAAUGGUACAAUGACUUGAAAUCAAGGAACUAUGAAUUUAAUAUGGAAAUCGAGAUAACAGAAUAUUGCCGUUCAGAUGUGGACAUUCUACGUAAGUCAUGCCUGGAGUUUCGCCGUCUUUUCAUGGAGACGACUGACAUUGACCCAUUUGCCAAGUGCAUAACUAUCGCAUCUGCAUGUAAUUUGGUCUUCCGCAAGAAUUUUCUACAACCAAAUACUAUUGCCAUCAUCCCACCACUCGGCUAUAGACCACAAGAUAAACAGUCUGCGAUAGCGUUGAAAUGGCUCUCCUAUGUAUCAGAGAAAGAAAACAUUUACAUAAGACACGCACGAAAUACUGGUGAACAACGAAUAGGCCCUUAUCGAGUUGACGGUUUCCACGAAGGAAGCAAUACAGUAUACGAAUUCAAUGGUGAUUUUUGGCAUGGAUGUAAGUGUUUUGCUCGAGGCACUAAAAAUCCCAUCAACGGAAAAACCAUGCAAGAACUUUACAAAGAAACCUUACAAAGGCGUGACUAUCUAAUACGACAGGGUUAUAAAGUCGUAGAAAAGUGGGAAUGUGAGCUGAAGAAAGAGCUAAGUGAGGAUCCAGAGAUUAAAGAAUAUUUUGAUAAGAACGUCAUUGCUACUGAACCUCUAGAACCAAGACACGCCCUGUUUGGUGGUCGUACGAAUGCAACACGAUUAUAUUACAAAGCUCAAGAGAGUGAAAAGAUUAAAUAUGUUGAUUUUACGAGGUAUGACUUAUAUGAUUGGUUUUGUAAUUUGCUCUAG